CACAAACCAGUCGCGUAUGAGCUUGAACCAGAACUUUCUAGUUUUCGCCGUAUUCUCCGCCAAAAAGUACGCCGCAACGUGCGCUCAUUGCGAAGUUUUACGCCCCCCCGUCUAGUUCAAUCGAAUAGUUCGUGGCCGAAAGAAAAACGCAGCGGAAGAAAACCAAAAAAUGGAGGAUAACAAGGACGAACACCAGUUCGUUGUGGACGACGUGAGCAAAAUUAUCAAGGAAGCGAUCGAAACGACCAUUGGAGGAAACGCGUACCAGCAUGACAAAGUGAACAACUGGACCGGCUCGGUAGUCGAAAACUGCCUCGGAGUGCUGACGAAGCUGCAAAAACCCUACAAAUACAUCGUAACCUGCAUGAUCAUGCAGAAAAACGGAGCCGGGCUGCAUACGGCGAGUUCCUGCUAUUGGAACAACGAAACGGACGGAUCCUGCACGGUGCGCUGGGAGAACAAAACGAUGUACUGCAUUGUGUCGGUGUUUGGUCUUUCGAUUUAAACACUUAAGCCGCGGCUGCUUUUCGAAUUUUACUACAUUUCGACACCUAAUUUAAUACACGCGCACACACACAAAAAAACACUUGGUUCCAUCUCUUUCACGUAUCCGAUCGUUUUUUUCGAUCAUUGCUUUCCUUUCCAUCACUUAAAGAUCGAUCGAUUGCAUGGCACAAUGAAGCGCUUCUCUAGAGUAAAGACUAUAUAGUUACGGCGCCGAUGCCGAUGACUGUGGCCGUUGAUAAUUUAUUUUUAACUAAACAUAAUGUUGGGCAGUUAAGCUCGGUGCGAAGUCACACUUUCACCUUCUUGCAAAUUGUUAGAAGCAGAAGAAAGCUCUCAAAGCGUAUGUUUAAAAAUGUACAUGGAUCUGUAGGAGGUACCCGAGUUCUCCCCGAAGGUGCAUCGUUAGGAUGAAGAUUGAUUUACCACCGCACCGCCGCUCCCUAAACAGUUUUGUUCUAGAAAUGCUCCAAAUGUUAGCAAUUAAUAUUGUUUCUGAGCUUAUCCUCUCAGCCGGGGUGGCGGCAUUUGGUGCGGUCGUAAAGCCAUAUGUUACAGGCAUGGCCAGGAGGAGGCUCAGGAGAUGUGCAUUGCAUUGCAGGCUGGCUGUGUGUGUAAAAACGAGAAUUAGGAUUUGCAGGAGCUUAAUAAUAGCAUUGAGGCCAAAGCGCGCGAUCACUUGUUACGAGCCUGCAUCGAACAUGAGAACUAAUCAAUUCAGCCGAGAGACAGAUCGCUUAUUAGACCCAAUGUGAGCAAAGUGGUGAACCGUUGACAGAUGUAAAGUAUCACUCGAAUGCCUGGACAGGAAAGCAAACGGGCCAAGGGGCGCUGGUAAAACGGAGCGACGCGUAACUAGUUUCUACGCACUACAUUUUCCAUGUAAUUAGGUUGUACGAAGACGAAGCGCCCUUGACGGAAACGGAAGCUGAAUGUAUGUUUCGGAGGGAAACUGAUAAACAAAUAGAAAUAAACACUAAGU
Molecule: messenger RNA, 1486 nt
Organism: Anopheles cruzii
Lineage: Eukaryota; Metazoa; Arthropoda; Insecta; Diptera; Culicidae
Gene: Dlc90F
Product: dynein light chain Tctex-type
Exons: 3
Coding region: 170-505 (111 amino acids)
Biological process (GO): microtubule-based movement
Cellular component (GO): cytoplasmic dynein complex; cytoplasm
Molecular function (GO): dynein intermediate chain binding
Source: RefSeq, a predicted model, not a curated record